Molecule: messenger RNA, 1604 nt
Organism: Triticum aestivum (bread wheat)
Lineage: Eukaryota; Viridiplantae; Streptophyta; Magnoliopsida; Poales; Poaceae
Product: protein LPA3
Exons: 11
Coding region: 108-1307 (399 amino acids)
Source: RefSeq, a predicted model, not a curated record
GCGAGUGUGUGGUGUGGACUCGCUUCUCCUUCCCUCCUCGCGGCGGGACGCCAGCCACCACCAGAGCAGAGCAGACCACCGCCUCGCCUCCUCCUCCGCACGCGGCCAUGGCGCCUCUCUCCACCGCCGUCCGCCUCCUGCGCUCGCCCGCUGCUCCGCGCGCUGUGCCUCAUCCGCCCGCCCGCCUCGCCGGGGCGCCAGCGCGCGUCCGCCGGCGCCGGUCGCUGCGCCUCCGCGCGGAGGCGGCCAAGGAGGCGGAGGUGGGGGAGCUCAGGGCCGGGGUUUCCGUCUACAAGCCGCGCUCCUACGAGGUGCUCGUCUCCGACGCCGCCCGCUCCCUCGCCGCCGCCAUCGACGACGGCAGGACCCGCCUCGAGAUCGAGUUCCCGCCUCUGCCCAGCAGCAUCUCUUCUUACAAGGGGUCUUCGGACGAGUUCAUCGAUGCCAACGUCCAGCUCGCUCUCGCCGUUGUAAGGGACCUCAAAAAGCUCAAGGGGACUCGGUCCUGCAUAGUGUUUCCUGAUCAACCGGAGAAGCGAAGGGCCUCGCAGAUAUUCAAAACAGCUAUAGAUCAGAUCGAGGGUAUAUCCAUCAGUUCGUUGGACGAUCUGCCCACCGGGCCUGUCGAUACCUUCUUCAAAUCGAUAAGAAGUACCCUUGAUUUCGAUUUUGCUGAUGACAACGAAGAUCAAUGGAAGUCUGACGAACCACCAUCACUAUAUAUCUUUAUCAACAGCAGCACGGGUGACCUUUCAUCUAUAGAGAAGUAUGUGGACCAAUUUGCUGCCUCUGUACCUGCUGUUCUCUUUAACCUUGAACUAGAUACCUUGCGGUAUGUCUUCUGUAUUCUAUUUGAUACUCUGUUCCUUAUAAGCGUUUUGAGUGCCUUUAGCGAUAACAUACGAACUUUAACCUCCAGUUCUGACCUGGGGCUUCUGGGAUUCCCCCCAAAGGAUUUGCAUUACCGGUUUCUUUCUCAGUUUACCCCAGUAUUUUAUAUCAGACAGCGUGACUACUCGAAGACAAUUGCGGUCACUCCAUACAUAGUGAACUACAGUGGCGCUGUCUUCCGUCAGUACCCAGGGCCCUGGCAAGUCAUGCUUAAGCAGGGUGAUGGUUCCUAUGCAUGUGUUGCAGAGAGUGCAUCUCGGUUCACUUUGGGGCAGGCCAAGGAUGAACUAUUGAGAGUUCUCGGUUUGCAAGAAGAGGUAGGCAGCCAGCUUGAAUUCCUCAGAAGAGGAUACAAGAAUGCUACUUGGUGGGAAGAGAAUUUUGAUCAGGAGAAAUCACCCGCGUGGCGAACUUGAGACGCAGCUGCUGGUUCGACGCCGAAACGCCAGUCUGACUGGCAAAUGGAGAUACAUAGGCCAAAGAAUGUUCAUAUAGUCCCUUGAAAACAGAGUGUUCAUGAAUCCUGAGCUGAUGAUGCAACUGAAAUUACAGAAAGAAGCGCACACACCAAUGUCAUAGUCAUGCAGUGUGUACAUUGCCUGUGCUGCAACUGUGCCAUCUGAUAUGAGUUCUGAGGGGAAAUCCUCCUCAGCAUUUUGGUGAUUAUGUGCCGAGUACAAGUGCAAUGCAUGCGACUCUAAUAUUGCAGUGAA